Messenger RNA from Kwoniella mangroviensis CBS 8507, 1224 nucleotides. RefSeq lists its product as uncharacterized. NCBI's taxonomy places the organism in Eukaryota, Fungi, Basidiomycota, Tremellomycetes, Tremellales, Cryptococcaceae. Gene Ontology annotation, molecular function: prenyltransferase activity. The record is from RefSeq and is a predicted model, not a curated record. Gene Ontology annotation, biological process: menaquinone biosynthetic process; vitamin K biosynthetic process. The transcript has a single exon. The coding region runs from base 1 to 1224 and encodes 407 amino acids.
AUGCACGAUCCUCAACAGCUGUCUUUCCUUGGGUCGAUCAACGCCCUCGUCGCUCUUGGUCGAAUCCCUCUGGCCAGUGAGGUACCUCUAUGGUCGAUCUUCGGUUGUAUAUUGUCGGCUCGACUCUUCCCUUCCACAGGAGCAACAGGGAUCACCAGCAUCGAUUGGUGGGUUGUUCUCCAAUGCGCAUUCACCACCUGGGCCACCAACGUUUCGAUCAACUACGGGAAUGAAUACUUUGAUUGGAACUUGGAUCGACCGGGACAGAUAGAAUCGAUCAAAAGGUCCAUCAAGGAGCGAGAAAAGGUGAAGGGGGAGCACAAUGGGAAGAUCAAGGAGGAAGAAGCUAGGGAGUUCAACGAGAAGAUCAUGGGGAAUACAACUAGGAUCAUCCACGAUGGUACUUUCCCCCCUUACACUGCUCUGAUUCUCGGUGUUGCUUGGCAAGCUGCUGUUGUUGGACUCAUCUUCUAUUCCCGAUCCAAAGACCCCUCUUUUUCUACCAUGUCCAAACAUACUCACGGUUCACCUUAUCGCGGUUUCGCUCUACAAAUUGGGAUCAUCAGCUCAGUCCUCUCCCAAAUGUACGUUGGUCCACCUGUUCGACUUCAUUACCACGGCUUUGGUGAACUCAUUUCCGCACUCCUCCUCAACCCAGUCUCUAUUCUAUGGGGUAUGACAGGUUACUACACCGCUACCACCGGUCGAACCAUCCAAAUAUCUGACAUCUUCACUACUUCCUCCAGCGGGUUCAGUCUCGGUUCGGUCUGGGCUCUCCUCGGCGCCAUGUACUGCUUUGAGCAGGCCAGAAUAUUCAUCAUGCAUAUACAAGAUAUAGAAGCGGAUAUAGCUGGUGGAAAGAUCACUUUCGUGGUGAGGGUAGGUCAUGCAGUAGCGGCUAGGCUGUACGUCGGAUUCAACGUAUUGGCCUUGACUUUGUUUAGACUGUUCACCACAUACACCCAAACACCGGAACUUCAUAUCACACAUUCCCGCUCAUUCUCCAGAGGUUGGAUCCAAGGAAUAUCUGUGGUCCUUCUCUACUCCAUUCCAAUAAUGAUUGUUACUGCAAGAUCACUCUUCGCUUCGAUCCCUCCCAGUCGUAUCACCCGACCGACAGGUGGUUUACUUCCUGCUCUACCCCUUACGACCCUCCCGAUGUUGGUGUCCCUUCAGGUUCUCAUCUCCCCUCUUGUUCUUAGCUUUUUCACCUUGUUGAAUUGA